Messenger RNA from Plutella xylostella (diamondback moth), 2349 nucleotides. It is a transcript of the gene dup, whose product is annotated as chromatin licensing and DNA replication factor double parked. Lineage: Eukaryota; Metazoa; Arthropoda; Insecta; Lepidoptera; Plutellidae. Gene Ontology annotation, cellular component: nucleus. Gene Ontology annotation, molecular function: DNA polymerase binding; DNA binding. The record is from RefSeq and is a predicted model, not a curated record. Gene Ontology annotation, biological process: DNA replication preinitiation complex assembly; DNA replication checkpoint signaling; regulation of DNA-templated DNA replication initiation.
UUCAACGGUGACAACGACAAGCCAAGCGCAAGACGUUUCGCGGAGUCAGGCGCAAAUCAAGCUAACGUUUUGGAGGGAAAAUUAACAGUCUCGCAUUUUACUUUAAGUUUCGGUGGGUUGAUGUCCACUUACACAUCACCAUAUCCAUAACAUAUUAAUUAUUUAGUUACGUGAGCGACUCAAAAUGUCUCAGACCUCAAUAACAGCGUUUUUUAACAGUAGAAAAAGACCUGCCACUGAAGAUAUCUUUACCACGAAAAAUAAGAAGUUACUCAUAGAAAAGUCAGGUAUUAAAUCUCCUAUUGUAAUCCCUGGUAAGUCAUGUGAACUCCUAGACAAUUUAAAGGCAAAGAGUUCUAGCAUACAAGCUCCUAAAGCUGCUGCGACUACAGAAGAAAAAUGUGUGCUAAAACUGCCGAGUGCCAGUGUUACGCAGCCCACCUCCUCAAAACCAAAAGAGGCCGAACAGAAGCCAGCUGCAGCGUUCGGGAAGAAAAUAAAUGCAAACAAUGUUGUAAAACCAAAAGCAGCCACCAGUGCUGAAGGUGUCAAUGUGGCUCGUAAAGAGCUAAGUCUCGGCGACAUCAGGAAGAAGCUCGCGGGAAGCUCACGGCUCGCCGAGCUCCGCGCCGCCGCCGACCGCGUCUCCCGCGGCAUCCAGCAAGUCAAGCAGACCAGUGAACAGAGAGCCCUCAAGCAGUUUAAGUCCAUUGAUGUGGAAGUACCCACCAGUCCCAGCAAGAGAUUGCUUCACAAUGAGCUGCUGUCUCCUAAGAAGGCUGAGAAGAAUGCGGUGGAGCAGCAGCGGCCCCUCAUGUCCCCCAGGAAGGUGUUUGUCAGCCCCAUCAAGAGCCCAAGCAAGGUUCCAGCAUACAUCAGGCACGCUUCACUGGCAUCCAGCACCAGUCUUCCUCUCCCCCACCAGUACCGGUUCCUCGCUGAGCUGUUCCGAGGCAUGGAGACUGUUGUUUCCCUCCUUUACAACAGAAAUGAAAAGAUAACAUUUGCCAAGCUGAAGCCCUCAGUCCAGGAGAUGUUGAAGCGAAACUUCACAGAGAAGCAUCUCGCCCAAAUCAAACAAUUAGUGCCUGAUUUCUAUAACUUUGAAGUCCAAAAAGUUAAGCUAAUCAACACUUCAUCACAAAAGGAGUCUUACGAAAUGGUAGUGACUCCAAACUUCCCCAAUGACAUCAAGGCCAUGAACCCCACGGUGCUGCUCGAGCGGCGCCGGUUCUUCUACGACACGCUGCUGCAGCUCGCCAAGCGGCACCACUCCCAGUACCUGCUCACGCUCGACCCGCCCAUGGUCAUCGCCGACGACAAGCUCACGCGCUGGCAUCCCGAGUUCGAGCUAGAAAAGGUGCCAGACGUGGAAUGCGCUAAGCUUCCAGAGAUGCCAAACGCCGAAAAGUACUCAACAGCACAAGAUGUGCUGUCUAAGGCUCGUGAACUAUUCAAAUGUAACACUAAGAUGGAGAGGGCUUUGGAGAAGUUAUCUCAGGCUAAAGCUCGCGGGCUCACCGAACAAGAGAAGGCCGCGACCGGGAUCGACGGCAAGCCGGCCGGGACAUCCACCGGCACACAGACCAGUGCUCCUGUUAAAGAGGUUCCUAUACUGAACCCGGCGCUGCGCAACCUGCCCACUGCGCUGCUGGAGAAGGUCCGCGCGAAGCAGGCGGCCAAGGCGCUGGAGCAGAUGACGCGGUCCAGCGAGCAGGACCACAAGUACAUGAUCUACACGCGCCUGCCCGACCUCGCACGGACUCUGAGAAACAUCUACGUCACAGAGAGGAAGAACGUACUUGCCCUUAACAUUGUCCUCUCCAAGUUAGACAGUAGUUUUAAGGCGAACGUCUCCGCUAGCGACCUGCAAAGGGACAUCAAGGUGCUCUGCGAGGAAGCCCCCGAGUGGGUCAAACUGCAUGACAUCCGGAAUACUUCCUACCUAAAGUUAGACCGCAAUGUUGACUUGAAGACAGUCGUGUCCAAACUAGAGGCUCUGGCUGACAAGUACAAAGGAGACUAGAACUUGACCUACUUAAAAUUAUGCAUAAGACUGAUAGGUAAAGUUAACUGUUUGACCUUGAUAAUUUAUAGCAAUAGUUUUUAAGUGACACGCAUAUCGUUAAGGUAUUUUGUUAGAAAUAUCUAGCUAGUAUUAAUGGAUUGAUCGGACAGGAACAAUUUAACUUUCAUAUAUAUUUUAAUGAUCAUGUUAAAUGUAUUUUUCCCGACAUUUUCUCAAUUUGGUAAGUUAGACAUGUUGAUUUUAAUUAUUGUGUGUAACAAUUAACGUUUUUUUUUCUUUUCUACUCUUAUUUUACUGUGUGGUAUUGCUUCUUUGAUAAA